Messenger RNA from Microplitis demolitor, 2102 nucleotides. RefSeq names its product protein PFC0760c. The coding region runs from base 1 to 1719 and encodes 572 amino acids. The record is from RefSeq and is a predicted model, not a curated record. NCBI's taxonomy places the organism in Eukaryota, Metazoa, Arthropoda, Insecta, Hymenoptera, Braconidae. The transcript has 6 exons.
AUGAUAAAAUCAAGUGUAUGUUUAUUACUGCUAGGUAUAUUAGGGGCUUGUAUUUGUGGUGGACGAACAAGUGAAUGUAAUGGUAAUGCUAAAAUAUCAUUAUUAACAAGCAUACAUGACGAUUCAACCUGUACUAUGACAUCAAGUAGGGGUGUGAUAAUGUCUGAGGCUGCUAAAAUGUUCAUCGAAACGCACAAUAGUAAAAAUAAUAAUUUAAAAAUAGAUCUAAAUGUUUUGGAUACUUGUGGAACUGUUACGGGCUCAACAACUGCUGCAAUGAAAGCGCUUUCAUCAAAUAGUUGUCUUCACCCACCGUACUAUUUAGGAUUAAUUGGACCAGAAUCGGCAAUGAAUAUUGAUGCAGUACAAAAAAUAACAUCAAUAUUAAAUGUACCACAUAUUGUAAAUAUAAAUUCAAUAUCAUCACCAUACUUACAUUAUUUACAUGAAGAAACGGAUGCGUAUAUCGUUCAAGGAAUAUUAGAGAUGAUUGAAGUACUUGGAUGGAAAUCAUUCACAUUAGCAACACCCAAAUACAAUAGUAAUAGCAAUAAAGAUGAUGAUAUACAAGUUAUUGCUAAAAAAGUAACAAAAGCUGCUAUUUCACGCGGUCUUUGUGUUAUGAUACAUGAAGAAAAUGACGAUGAUUUCACAUCACGUAUUAUAUAUAUUGGAAAACCACCAAAGAGUUUUUUUAAAAAUUUAGACGCUACAGUUGUGAUUGCUAGUGAAGGAAAUUUAAAAAAUUACAUUGAUAAAAUUGACUAUCAGCAUGCAAUUAUAUUACUUGAAGAUUCUCGAAAUGAUAUAAUUGGAAUUGAAUCACGUGUGGAAAAUUCAAAAUUAUGGAAUAAUAAUAACAAUAAUCAAAAUAUUGAUAAGUUUGAUACUGAAGAAAUGCGCGAAGUAAGAUGGAUGAAAGAUGCUGUUGAAAUUUAUACCAAGUCAUAUGAUUUAUUAUGUAAGAAAAAAAAAUGCUCAAGUGAAGUUAAUCAUGCCGAAUGGAAUACUUUGGUCAGAAAUGUAGUAUCAACUAAAAAUGCUCAAUUACAAAUUGCAACGAGAACAAUUGAUAUUUAUUUGCAAGUUAAAAAUGGUGUACUUGAUAAAUUGGGAGAAAUAAAAGUUAAAAAAAACGAAGCAGUUGUCGACUGGGCCGAUGAUCAUGAUUCAAAUAAUAAUAGUGAUGAUGAUGAUGAUGAUGAUAGUAUUAUUCCCGAGUCACUUAAAAAUGUUUUGUCAAGUGGUAAUGACAGAACGAAUGAUUGCGCUACAUCUGUUAAAAAUUUUAAAACUCGUAAUGGAAACAAAAAUAAUCAUAAGAAUCACAAGAUUAAUAAUAAUAAUAAUGAUGAUGACGAUGAUGAUGAUGAUGAUGAUGAGAUAUCAAGAGUUUUGUAUGCUGAUGAUGAAGACUAUGAAUUUUGGACCGUGGUGGCUGUAGUAAGUGGAAUCGGUGUUUCAAUGUUCACAAUUGGUAUAUUAGCUGUUUAUGUGGUAUAUAAUAACAUACGCGGACCACGCAGUCCAAAACACAAAGGCGGAAGACGUUAUUCUGGAAAUGGUAGUGUAAUAAGACGUGUUAACAGUGAACGUGAAUUACAAAUUGUAACGCAGACACCACAACAUCAUCCUCAUCGUAAUCAGCAACCACGAACAAAUCAACGACGAAAUAGUAAUAACAGUAUCGGUAGCGUUAUUUCUGAUAGAAGCGUUUAAUAUAUUUUUUACCAUACCUGCGCCUAAAGUUCAGUUGCCGCCCUGUUUAGAGGGAAGUUCAUUUCUUGCAAGUUAAAGCUUUCAGGAGCAGAUUUGGUGAAAAAUUGUGUACACACCACGAAAGAUGGCAGGACAUCUUAAAAUGGGAUGUCCUACUUUCCUCCCUAGAUGUGUAAUAUACUAAUAGUUAUAUAGGGAGGAAGGGGCAAAACGGGGUACUUAAGGAAAUAGUAAGUAUGAGAACUCAAAUACGUUAAAUUUUUUGCGGGCAAAAUGGGGUACUCCCUAAAAAAAGUGCAAAAGACAGUUUUUAGAUAUUAUGUAAUUUUGAUUAAAUUAAAUUGUCUUGUAAGUAAUUUAUAUGAAGAGAAAUUACAUUUCAU